AUGAUGGUAAAAUGUAUGUAAGUGAUUAUUUAAAUAUACCUUGUGAUCAAAAGUUUCGAAUUAUUUCUUUAAGCUUUGCUUUACCUAUGCUUCUUGCAAUUUCUUCUUUAUUUAUCAUAAUAUUUUUAUUCCUAAGAAUUAACUUAUAAAGCUUGUAAAAAUAUAAAUAUUAUAAACAUUUUGGAUUCUUCUACAGAUAAUACACCGAGGAUUGCUUUUAUUGGGAUCUAGUAAUUUUAGUAUAAAAAUGCUCAAUAAUUGCAAUAACUUAGUUAGCCAAAAAUAAUUAAAAUAUAAAGCAAAUAAUAUUAUGCAUCAUUUUAACUAUCUAUACAAUAAUAACAAAAAAAAAUAAGCCAUUUUAUGACUAAAGAAUAAAUAUGUUAGAUUUCUUCAUAUCUUACCUGCUGA
Tetrahymena thermophila SB210 is the source of this 411-nucleotide messenger RNA. RefSeq names its product glycosyltransferase family 2 protein. NCBI's taxonomy places the organism in Eukaryota, Ciliophora, Oligohymenophorea, Hymenostomatida, Tetrahymenidae. The record is from RefSeq and is a predicted model, not a curated record. The transcript has 2 exons.